AUGUUGCUCACAAAAGUUAGAGGACCAACUUCAUUUGAAGAGAUUAGGACAGUGAAUGGAGUUAUUCAACCUACUUUUAGAGAUGCAUGUUAUGCUCUUGGGUUGCUAGAUGAUGACAAUGAAUACAUUAAUGGAAUUAAAGAGGCGUCGUUUUGGGCUUCAGGUGCUUCUUUAAGGAAGAUGUUUGUAAGCAUGCUAUUAUGUCAAUCAUUGAGCCGACCUGCUUUUGUUUGGAAGGAGACUUCAAAAAUGUUGUCAGAAGAUUUAUUGUACAUUCCACGCCAAAAUCCGCUAUCAUUAGGUGUUUCCAUAUCAGAUGAGCAGAAAGAACAAGCAGCAUUAACAGAGAUUGAAGCACUAUUGCAAGAAAAUGGGAAGAGUUUGCAAGAUUUUCCUUCUCUUCCAUAUCCAAGCUCUUAUCCUCCACUUGAUGUUCGUAACCAUUUGAUAUUGCAGGAAUUAAAUUAUGAUCGUGGGUUUUGUGAAGAGGAGUCAAGAAAAUUAUUAAAUGCCCUAAAUGCAGAGCAGAGGAAUGUAUUUGACGUAGUGAUGUCUUCAUUGUCUUCUGUAUCUACGACUUUCUUCUUUGUGUAUGGGUAUGGAGGAACUGGAAAGACGUUUUUAUGGAAUGCGUUGACCUCAACACUUCGUGCUCAGGGUGAUAUUGUUCUUACAGUGGCGUCCAGUGGGAUAGCUGCAACAUUGUUACCUUCUGGCAGGACUGCUCAUUCAAGGUUUGCGAUCCCUAUUUUGGUGAAUGAAGAAUCUGUGUGCAAUAUAAAGCAAAAUUCGGCAUUAGGUAAUUUAAUUAAAUCCACCAGGUUGAUUAUAUGGGAUGAAGCUCCUAUGGUUCAACGAUUUUGCAUUGAAGCAUUUGAUCGUACAUUGAGAGAUAUUAUGCAUUGUAAUCAUCCUUUUGGUGGGAAGUGUGUUAUUAUGGGUGGUGACUUUCGCCAGAUUCUCCCUGUCAUUCCUAGAGGUACGAGGGCAGAUAUUGUGAAUGCAUGCAUUUGCUCUUCAUAUUUAUGGGAUCAUUGCACUAUAUUCCAAUUAACUGAAAAUAUGCGUUUGUUCUCCUCAUUAUCAUCUGAUGAAGAUCGAAGUAGUUUGCAAAAAUUUUCACAGUGGUUAUUAGAUGUUGGAGAUGGUAAGUUGGGUAUGUCUCAUGAUGGGAUAGCAGAAAUUAAGAUCCCUGAUGAGUUGUUGAUUGAUAGGUACAGUGAUCCGAUUGCUACAAUUGUGUCAUGGACUUAUCCUGGUUUGUUGGAUAAUUUGGGCAGCACUAAUUAUUUCAAUGACAGGGCUAUACUGGCGCCCACAAUUGAUAUUGUUAAUCAAAUGAAUGAUUAUAUGUCUUCACUAUUGCCUGGUGAUCCAGUUGACUACUUUAGCUGUGAUUCUGUUUGCAAGUCCUUCCAGGAUCGUGAUGGGUUUGAGGAUUUACAUACUCCUGACUUUUUGAAUAGUAUAAAUUGUUCCGGCUUACCAAUGCAUAGAUUAACGUUGAAGGUUGGUACUCCUAUUAUGCUUUUGAGACACAUUGACCAAGCUUCUGGAUUAUGUAAUGGAACGAGGUUACGAAUCACUCAUCUUGGCAAUGUUGUCAUUGAAGCUGUGACGUUGAAUGGUUCAAAGCCUAAUCAGAAAGUGGUAAUUCAUCGCAUGGAUAUGAAUCCUUCAGAUUGUCGGUUGCCAUUUAAGAUGAAGAGGAGGCAGUUCCCUAUUACAGUUUCAUUUGCCAUGACAAUCAACAAAAGUCAAGGACAAUCAUUGCGUUGUAUGGGUUUAUACUUGCCAAAGCUGGUAUUCACACAUGGUCAGCUGUAUGUUGCUCUUUCUAGGGUUAAAUCUAUUAAGGGCCUUAGGAUUCUUCUCCAUGGCAAUGAUUCUAAUAGGAAGAACACAACUACAAAUGUUGUCUAUCGAGAAGUUUUCCGAAAUCUUAGUAUGUGA
Messenger RNA from Neltuma alba, 1953 nucleotides. RefSeq names its product ATP-dependent DNA helicase PIF1-like. The transcript is spliced from 2 exons. Bases 1 to 1953 code for a protein of 650 amino acids. The record is from RefSeq and is a predicted model, not a curated record. NCBI's taxonomy places the organism in Eukaryota, Viridiplantae, Streptophyta, Magnoliopsida, Fabales, Fabaceae. Gene Ontology annotation, molecular function: DNA helicase activity. Gene Ontology annotation, biological process: DNA repair; telomere maintenance.